CUCUCUCUCUCUCUCCGGUCUCUGGCGCUCUGCUUUCAGCGGGGCACAGCGCGAGGCAGCCGGGGUGUUUUCUGCUGCUUCACCGGGGAUUACAACGCUAGACUGUCCGCACGCCUCUGCACCUGAACCGAAAACCGAGUUGAACUGUCUCAGCCGGUGUCUGGAGGUUGGAUCAUUAUCAUCACCUCCAUUAUGAUCAUGGUGUCAGGCCCUGGGAGGUGUCCCGGCGGGGUUAUCCGGUGCCUGGUGUCCGCCUGUCUGCUGUCUCUGCUGCUCUACCUGCCUGAGGCGCGGGCGUCUUAUUAUCCACAGAGCGGGGAGUGCAAAGGCAAAGGGAAGGACUGCACAGAUCUGUCAGAGAAGAAGAGCGACCUGAGGGUUUGCGAUGACUCUACCUGUCGAUUCGGAGGCGUCUGCAGGGACGACGGCGCUCAGCUCAAAUGUGUCUGCCAGUUCCAGUGCCACAAAAACUACAUCCCUGUGUGUGGCUCGAACGGAGACACCUACCAGAACGAGUGCUACAGGCGACAGGCGUCCUGCAAACAGCAGAGACUCAUCUCGCGGGUGUCUGACGGCCCCUGCUCCGCCGAUCCUGGCUCCGGAUCAGGAGACGGAGACGACGAUGAGGGUUCAGGCUCCGACGUCGGGAAGAAGUUCACCAAGUGCAGCACAUGUAAAUAUGGAGCAGAGUGUGAUGAAGACUCAGAGGACGUGUGGUGCAUAUGUAACAUCGAUUGCAGCGGUCACAAUGAAAACCCAGUGUGUGCCACUGAUGGAAACUCCUACAACAACCCCUGUCUGGUCAGAGAGGCGUCAUGCAUGAAGCAGGAGCAGAUCGACGUCAAACACCUGGGCAGGUGCCCCGCUGACAAAGAAAAACUGGGGAAGAAAGAUGACAGCAGUCCCUUCAAAAUAAAUGUCUUAGAAACCACAGGUCUGGAUCAUGGUGAUGGUUUCUACGCCGGUAUGCCUAUCCCCUGCGCCGAUAGCUACGCUGGCUUCUGUGUUCACGGGAAAUGUGAGAUCAAGUACAACAUGGCCACCUGCAGAUGUGACUCAGGCUACAAAGGUACGCAGUGCGAUGAACCGCAGGACUUCAACAUCCUCUACGUGGUCCCCAGUGGACAGAAACUGCACUACGUCCUCAUCGCCGCCAUCAUCGGCGCCGUGCAAAUUGCCAUCAUCGUCGCCGUGGUGAUGUGCAUCACAAGGAAAUGUCCAAAAAACAACAGAGGUCGCCGGCAAAAACAAAACCUCGGACACUUUUCCUCGGACACUAACUCCAGGAUGGUAUAGCCGUGUGUGUCGGGGGUUCUUUUUGAUAAGUUUUUUCUUACGGCGUGGGAAUGCCAUUUUUUAACGGUAGAUGUGUGGUAUUCAUUUAUUUUUUCUCCUGGGAAACCAUAAAAAAAAGAAGAAUGAGAAUAUUUAUUUAAGGGGCCUUAUUUUCUCUCCUUUCUGCUUUGAAUGGAAUUGUUGCGCAUUUAUUUGUGCAUUCUGUUUUUUUUUUUGUUUGUUUGUUUGUUUUGGCCGCAAGACCAAGAAGAAGAAGCUGAAUCGACAGAACCCACUGUCACUUUACAUUGUUACCAUGUGUAAUGUCUUAAUUACUUUAACUGCUUCAUUAGAGGUUUCGUUGAAUGCUUUAUGAAUAUGGUACCUUUGGUGAACUGGCUAACAGAGUAAUGUCUGCUCCUCUGGAAUGUGCUAUUUAUUGAAAAUGAUUACUUUUAUGCCCCUCUCUGUUUCACUUUUUACUAAUAAUGUGCAGCUGAUCACCAAAUGCAGUUUGUUUUAAAUUUUUUGUCCAUUUUUGUAGGAGGUGAGAAGGGGCCAGCCGGUGAUAUAGAUAUGUUUACACUUAUUCUUUGGUAUGAAAUUCUGUGUAAAGACUUCACUGUGUUUAAACAAGCUAAUAAUUUAUUAUUAUUAUUAUAAUUAUUAUUUUCUUCAAAGUAGUUUUUACUCAAGGUUUAUAUGUUAACUUUUAUUUUAAAACAUUGCUUUCUAAAUUCUAGUUCCUGUAUAUUCGCAUGACUUGUGAAAACUGUGUACCGUGGUGUAGUUUUAAAACUUUUUAAAAAGAAAAGCUGACGGCUUCGACGCCUCCUCCAUCUCAGAGCCGCAGAGAUCCGGCGACGGUGGAGGAAAACCCAAAGUCGGACAGAAGAAGGGAGGAGACUGAGUGGGAGGUGUUUUGUCUGUGUUAACGAAAAGGAAUGUGUAAUAUUUUAAAAUCAGUCUGUUGUCUUUAUCAGGAGAAAGAACAAAAACACUUUGAUGGUGGGAAAAUCUCGGAGUACGUUCUCCCAAAAACCACUUUUGCUUUAAUGAGGAACAGAUUUGUGUCGAUUGUAACGCUCAGAGGCGGGAAUGUUUUUUUGCGAUCUCCGUUCCGAAAUCUGAAUUCAGAGGAUUGUAAAGGAAGGGUGUCGCCUGUCAGACUGUCUGCAAACUGAGGUAAACUUGUAGUGAUACUUUUCAUGUAACAGGAAGAAGUUUUGGUUGCUGGAUGAUGGCUGCAAUCGAGGCUUUUCUAUGAAUGUGAGAGAAAAAUGUUGUCUUGUUUUUUCUUUCUUUUAUUUGUCUUAAUUUUGCAUUUGCUUCUCUGUGAGACAUUCCAAGCACAGAGAAUCCCUCACGAUAAUAAUCCUUUGGGCAAUAUUUAAGACCACAUCUCUUUCUGGUAUGAACAUGCAAUCAGAUACAAGUCGUAACUAACGUCUCUGAGCGUAAUGGCUUAGGAAGUCAUAGCAUUAAGCAGAGAUAACAGACAAAUACUGUAUUUAGAAAAGGCAGCCAGACAAGAAAACAUACAGCAGAUUUGGUCUCACCACUGUCUCGAUGGACACUGUACUUCCAAUGAAUGAAAAUGCCUUUUCUGUGUUGUUCCCUUGUGUCCUUGACUUCACUGUAACACAACCUGUUGUUAUACUCUUUAUGUCGAGUUAUAAGUUUUAUAUCAAAGUCCCAUCAUGUCUUUGCAAACUGUCUGAAACUGAUAACUGAAUUGUGUUGAUGUAUAAAUUCCACCUCCCUCCCACCUCAGCACGGUUGCUCUGUAUCAGCUUUUUUUGAGGAUACAAUUUAUGUCUCACAAUAAACCAAUCAUUGCAAGGUCAAUCACAAAGGAAACCUUCUAGUAGCGUCCAGCGAUGACGCCUUGACAGGUUUAAGUUUAUGUAAAUGGAUCCUUCAGUUCCUUCACAUGAGUGCAACUGUAUACUGUAUUUGUCAUGUUCAGUAAUGGGGAGGUCAGAGACAUCCUAUCUUACUCAGUAGAGUUUGGUAUCUGAGAGCAGAAGCUGACAGCACUUACAAAGUCAAAUUGUCACAGUGUUUUCCAGCAGUAUUUUAACCCCAUUCUCACCUGUUCAUUUCACAUUAGAUAGCUGAUUCUCUUCAUGAAAGUCUAUUAAUGCCAUAUCUUUACCAGGCAUCAAAAUCGUCAAAGUUGAUUUGUUCCAAUAACUUGAACGCUCCUAAAUUCCACAAACAAAAUGUUUAAAUGUUCUGUUUCGUCUCGUGUGGUGAAGACAGGUGAGCAGUAUAUUCUGAAUCAGGACUUUCAAGGGCAAUUAUCCAUCCAUCCAUCCAUUAGGUGUACUGCUUAUCCUUUGAGGGGGGCUGGAGCCAAUCCCAUCUGACAUUGGGUGAGACGUGGGGUACACUUGCACAAGUCGCCAGUCUAUCACAGGGCUGAGAUAUAGAGAUAAAACAACCAUUCACCCUCAUUCACACUUAGGGUCAAUUUAAAGUCACCAAUUAACCUGCAUGUCUUCGGACAACAUGAACCCAGAACCUUGAGGCGACAGAACCAACCACUGUAUCAUCUUGCCGCCAAUUAUCUAUGCAUUAACUCUGCUUCCAUUUACAUUACUGAGCAACUUAAACAACUACAACUGAAACUGCAAGAAGAGAAAAAGAACUUAAAGACAGUGAUGAGCAGUUGUGGAAAUAAUAAACAGGAAGUCGGAGCAAAAAAGUCUCGAACCUACAGUGGCCUGAGGGUUCAUUCACACCAGCAUCGAAAGUUUGGAACAGAAUCGAAUGCUGACCUUCAAGGUAACGGAGAGCCGAGGAGUCUUAAUGGAAGAAGCCACUGUAUCAGCAGUGUAGCACCAGUCUGGUGACAAGCUAGCAUGUACCUAGGUUGCUAAUAUAUUACUGUAAGCUCACUUUCCAAAGUAGUUCGCAGACUGGCCGCUGUAAUUCACUGUCUGAACAUCCAAAGUAUAGCUACAACUAGCCGGAAUAAACUUCUGAUGCCAGAAAAUAUAGCCAAUAGCAUCAGUCCUCAACCACAGCUGGCUGGAUGCAAGCUUGAUAGCUCUACCAUUAUCAGUAAAAAAAACGGAAGUCAUGCUAAGUUUAGCUAGCAAGAUAGCUAAUUAAGCAGAUAGCCUUGGUGGAUCGCAUGAAAAGUGAAAGCUAAAGAGAGAAUGUCAAACUUUCUAACCUUGUGUCAAUGUUGAACAAUUGGUUUCAGAAAGAUACAGAAGUGAUCAGAGACAGUCACCUCCCAAUCCAACAUCAGAAGGGUGUUUGAGGGGAGGGGAUUUCCAAAGUUAUUUGACCAUCCAAAAAGCACUUCUGACAGAGUAUACUUGCCCCUGUACAGCAAUUUACCUGCAAUGGAAGGUCCUGAUUCAGAUUUCACGAACACUGCUUUCCUUUCUGUAUCUGUGGAAGAUGAAACUCUGAGGCUGUGCUGAGGGAGGUUAGUCUUCUCUGUGUGUUUGUAGUUUUUAUUUUCUGUCACAGGAGUUUUUCUGUAAUGUCUAUAGGUCGUAGAUGAGCCGCCCUCCCCUUCCACCCCUACCCUCCGCUGAGCAACGUGUUUCUACUUGUUGUCGACCAUCGCAGCCGUAACUUCUCUAAAUGUGACUAGAAAGUGUUUGACAUGUUAAUAUUCUGCAUGUAGACUUUGAGAGGCUAUUUUUGGUCUCUGACAAAAU
Seriola dumerili (greater amberjack) is the source of this 4958-nucleotide messenger RNA. It is a transcript of the gene tmeff1a, whose product is annotated as transmembrane protein with EGF like and two follistatin like domains 1. The transcript has 10 exons. Bases 193 to 1296 code for a protein of 367 amino acids. Gene Ontology annotation, molecular function: protein binding. Lineage: Eukaryota; Metazoa; Chordata; Actinopteri; Carangiformes; Carangidae. The record is from RefSeq and is a predicted model, not a curated record.